AUGGAGAGCAACAAUUCUAACGUUGACAACUCGACCUUCAGUGGAAAUUCAACCCCUGCUAAUGUGCCAAUAGAUGGAGGCAUGACUGAAAGUAUUGUUGGUAAUAUCCUGUCCCCAAUCGAGGAACAACGACCAGCCUACCAGGACAUUUAUCAUAGAUAUCUUGCUCUUUCUUCUACACAAGCCCUCAUUCCAGUAAGAGAUGAAGAUUCUAGGCAGGGCAUUUCGGAAUGCCUCACUCAUAUAAGUGCUGGAUCGAGAUUAUUAGCUUUUUAUUUAAGCAUGAAGACCCAUACAUACCAAUUUCCCAAGUCAACAUGUCUUGACGGCAAGGAGCGUUGCUCCAUAUGCUUGGAUGAUUAUUACGACAAGGAAAAACUCACAGAAAUCAGUUGUGGUCAUAUAUAUCAUUUUGAUUGUAUUAGAGAGUGGAUCAAGCUCAAGAACAUUUGUCCUAUUUGCAAGAGGGAUCCAGCUGCAACAAUCAGUUAA
Solanum stenotomum is the source of this 492-nucleotide messenger RNA. RefSeq names its product E3 ubiquitin-protein ligase MBR1-like. Gene Ontology annotation, molecular function: ubiquitin protein ligase activity. The record is from RefSeq and is a predicted model, not a curated record. The transcript has 4 exons. NCBI's taxonomy places the organism in Eukaryota, Viridiplantae, Streptophyta, Magnoliopsida, Solanales, Solanaceae. Bases 1 to 492 code for a protein of 163 amino acids.